Molecule: messenger RNA, 384 nt
Organism: Hermetia illucens (black soldier fly)
Lineage: Eukaryota; Metazoa; Arthropoda; Insecta; Diptera; Stratiomyidae
Product: cecropin-like peptide 1
Exons: 2
Coding region: 92-301 (69 amino acids)
Biological process (GO): defense response to Gram-negative bacterium; antibacterial humoral response; defense response to Gram-positive bacterium
Cellular component (GO): extracellular region
Source: RefSeq, a predicted model, not a curated record
GACUUGAAAAUGUUAUCAGUUCAACUGGAACCUCAGAGCAUUUCAUUUCUAUUAGAAUCGCAGACAAUUCCUAGCUCACAAAACCAACAAAAUGAACUUCACAAAGCUUUUCGUCAUUUUCACUAUUCUUAUUGUUGCCUUCGCUGGUCAAAGUGAAGCUGGUUGGUGGAAGAGAGUUUUCAAGCCAGUGGAAAAACUUGGUCAACGAGUUCGUGAUGCCGGUAUUCAAGGACUCCAAAUUGCUCAACAAGGAGCCAAUGUUCUGGCCACGGUUCGAGGUGGACCACCCCAACAAGGAUAAACAUGAUACACUAACUUAAUCCUAUUUAUUUAAUAUUUAUUACAUUUUAAUAUUAAAGUAAAUAAACUAUGAUAUGAAUUGGA